GCAAGCUUCUUCAGAGCGACAUGAAGGAGAAUCGAGAAGGAAUUAUUCGACUUGAGGAGAUCUCAGGAACUAUUAUGGAAGAUGUUUUGGAAUUCAUCUACACUGGAACUGUGGAGGUGACUCAAGAGAAUGCCGAGGACCUGAUCGCCGCAGGAAAUUAUCUGAUCAUACCGAGCUUGAAAACUAUUUCAGGACGGUUUUUGGAACGAGAAAUGUCCAACUCCAACUGCAUUUCAACCUUUUACUUCGCUGAGAAAUAUGAGUGUGACGAGCUUGUCACUAACAGUAGAUGUUUUAUUCACGAAAACAUCGUUACCGUCGCAAAACUGGAUGAAUUUUUGCACUUAGAAGCUAAAGAGAUCGAGAAGUGGAUUUCGUCCGACGAAAUUACAGUUACGGACGAAGCUGAUGUUUUUAUAAUCAUCUUAGACUGGAUAAACCACAGAAAGAGUGAGCGAAAAGCAGCAUUAGAAGAAUUGUUUGGUCACGUUCGACUGGGUUUUCUGUCGCGUGACUGUCUGGAGGAUGUCGCCACAAACGAACUGGUGCGUGAGAAUUUCGCUUGUAUGAAGCUGGUCAUGGAUGCAACCAUACAGAUGGCUACCUUGGUUAAUGAAGACGAUUUUCUGCAAUCACCAAGAAGAUGUCUUGAUAAACGUGUCAUUGUUGCUCGUGGUGGCAAGUACACUUUUUGUUAUCUCUCUAAAGGAGGCCUGUGGAAGCGCUUGCCAGAUGGCCUGAAGGACACAAACAGUUUAAAAUUGAUAAAAUUUCGUGACCAGUUGUUGACAUCCACCAAUUGUCAAAUUUCAGAGAGAUACGAUUCUAUUUUUAACGUUUGGUCUGAGCUGAACUUGAGCAUAGAUUCUGCAAAGUUGGCCGUUCUUAAAGGAGAAAUUUACGCUGUUGAAGUUGAAAUCUAUGGCAGCCGGAAAACUGUCACGAAGAGGUACAAUGUAAAGCAGUGUGUAUGGGAGACAAUUCACACAUAUCAUGAACAGUGUAGACAGGAUGCUUGUGUUAUUGCAGCCGGCAGACAUCUUUAUUCGUUUGGUGGUAGGAUUCCACGAUCAAGUAACUACGUCGUCAUAGCUGAGAGAUUUGACACUGUGGAAAACAAGUGGGAGAGAAUCGCAGAUAUGCUGGAAGGAAGAAGCGACGCUUUUGGCGUGGCCUCUCAAGAAAAAAUCUUCGUUGCUGGAGGAAAAAACUCUACGGGAAGGUUAAAAGCUUGUGAGAUGUACAAUACGUUAACAAACGAAUGGCAACUUAUUGCAAACUUGAAUGUCCCACGCUGUUAUGGUAGUAUGGUUUGUCUGAAUGGAAAGCUGUACGUACUAGGUGGAGAAAAUCAGUUCCGCGAUAAUCGGGAGCUAAGAGUUGAAUGUUUUGACCCUGCAAACGACCAAUGGAUUCACGAAACAACCAUACCAGUGACAAACAUUGACCCAGAAAAUAACAACACAUUCACGGGCUCUGUUCUGAAGCUUUCUAAAGAAUUACUAGACAAACUUACGAUUGUUGAGUAGUGUUUAUCCGCCACUUUACAGCUUUAGAAUUAGUCGUGUUUUUCACAGUAGACAGAAGGCACAGCCAUUCGAUUUUUAUUGCCUAAAAAUUGAACUGACAAGAGUGUCAGAUAUUGCAAAUCGGAAUGCCAGAUCCCCAACAGACAAAGCUAAGCGAAGCCUCAUCAUUAUCAGUAAAAGUUCCUGCUCAA
This is a messenger RNA of Pocillopora damicornis (cauliflower coral), 1720 nucleotides long. RefSeq lists its product as uncharacterized. The record is from RefSeq and is a predicted model, not a curated record. Lineage: Eukaryota; Metazoa; Cnidaria; Anthozoa; Scleractinia; Pocilloporidae. Gene Ontology annotation, molecular function: protein binding.